Acipenser ruthenus (sterlet) is the source of this 4232-nucleotide messenger RNA. Its product is annotated as metalloreductase STEAP4-like. The transcript has 5 exons. Gene Ontology annotation, biological process: copper ion import. Bases 188 to 1603 code for a protein of 471 amino acids. Lineage: Eukaryota; Metazoa; Chordata; Actinopteri; Acipenseriformes; Acipenseridae. Gene Ontology annotation, cellular component: plasma membrane; endosome. Gene Ontology annotation, molecular function: ferric-chelate reductase (NADPH) activity; cupric reductase (NADH) activity. The record is from RefSeq and is a predicted model, not a curated record.
CUAGGCAGGGAGUUGACCUCCAAUGUCUGGAGGUACAACAUUUUGAAACCUGAGUAUAAAUUAGAGAAAGUGCUGAAGAAACAGAAGUAGUUGCUUCAGGCAGUGGGAGAGCAGUCAAAGCUUUACAACAAGGGUCUUUUAGGAUUCAAUAAUCCUUUCAAUAAUCCAACUUCUGCUAGCUGACUACAUGGAGAAUAAUUGCUUUAAUAUGACUCCACUCGGUCCCGACGCUCACAACACGUUGGGUACAGUGUGUAUUUUUGGUACUGGUGACUUUGGCCGGUCACUGGGGUUGAGAUUGCUGCAAGCUGGCUAUUCAGUAGUAUUUGGGAGUCGAAAUCCCCAGAACUCAAGCCUGCUUCCCAAAGGAGCACAGGUGCUUAGCCAUUUGGAAGCUGCACAGACUUCCAGGAUCAUUUUCAUAGCAGUGCACCGAGAAAACUAUGAUUUCCUGUCAGCAUUUUCCCAAGAACUGUCAGGUAAAGUGCUGGUGGACAUCAGCAAUAACCUCAGGAAGAACCAGUACCCAGAAUCCAAUGCAGAGUACCUGGCCAAGCUGCUACCUCAAGCCAAUGUGGUGAAGGCCUUUAAUACAGUCUCUGCAUGGGCACUGCAGUCCGGUAGCCUGGACGCAAGCAGGCAGGUUUUUGUUUGUGGAGACAAUUGUGAAUCAAAGCAAAUGGUCAUGGACAUUGCACGGAGUCUCGGGCUCACAGCUCUAGACCAAGGGUCUCUUCUGGCCGCCAAGGAACUAGAAAACUACCCCCUGCAGCUCUUUCCUCUGUGGAGACUUCCCAUGUACAUUGCCACGGGGCUGACUGCAGCUUUAUUUAUCUACUGUGUGCUCACCGAAAUAGUCUACACCUUUGUCACUGAGGGAAAAGAUAAUUCUUUCAUGAUCGUGGUUUCUAUUGCCAACCGUGUUUUCCCAAUUGUGUCUCUGAUUAUGCUGGCUUUGUGCUACCUGCCAGGUGUGAUUGCAGCUAUCUUGCAGCUUUACAAUGGCACAAAAUAUAAGCGUUUCCCUGACUGGCUAGACAAGUGGAUGCUCUGCAGAAAGCAGCUCGGGCUGGUGGCCUUGGCUUUGGCUUUCCUUCAUGUCCUGUACUCAUUGGUAAUUCCACUAAGAUACUAUGCUAGUCACUACAGAUACAUUUACACAAUUUCCCAGCUCAAGGAUAACAAGUCACUGAUGUUUGACAAUAGCAUGGCCUGGCGUAAUGAUUCAUUCUAUUCCCUGGGGAUUCUGGGAUUCGGUCUCUAUGUACUAUUGGGAAUAACAUCUCUUCCUUCAGUCAGUAACAUGGUCAACUGGAGGGAAUUUCGCUUCGUUCAGUCCAAACUUGGCCACAUCACUCUCCUGCUGUGUACAGCUCAUACUCUUGUCUAUGAAUGGAACGCAUUCCUGUAUGCGUCUAGCUACAGAUGGUAUCUCCCCCCUGCCACUGUGCUUUCACUCAUUGUUCCCUGCAUUGUGUUGGUCCUCAAGCUCAUCCUAAUUACGCCAUGUGUGGACACAGUCAUCACAAGGAUCAGACAAGGCUGGGAAAGGAAGUCGGCAUAUGCUCCACACGAUACAAGUGGGCAACCCCUUGCUUCAUAAAUGCAUGAUAUCUGCCCUGUUACCAAUGCCAUGUGGAAGUAUUGUCACGAAUUUGUACUUUCUAACUUUUUCUCUGACUGAAGCACAUGUUUAGAAGCACCAUGGAAACCACAACCUUUAUGGAUCCGUUGUCAAUGCCAGUUUUAAAAUACUGUUACUCUAUUAAGUGUAAGAAGCUGGAUGAAACAUUUGUGUUCUCUACUUCUAUUUAAUGCAAUUUGUGUAACUUUUCAGUAAUGCACUUCUGACGUUUUUUAAUUCUGUAAAGUUAUUUCUGAUAGUCAUCAAUAUGAAUUGUUCUCAAGUGAGUACAAAAAAGAGUGAAAAAAUAACUAUUAAUUUUAACACUGCAGCUAUUUGUAAAGCGUAUAAUUAAAAUGAAUGUCUACAGAGUAUAAUUAGUCAUGGAUACAUAUAAAUAGGAAAUAACUCAAGCUUCUGGCUUUCAAUAUUUAUCUCAUACAGUACAUUAGUACACAAUCCAUCAUGUACGUCACCAUGUGCCUGCAAAGAAAAUACUCUUAGUGGUUUGGAGAACAUAAUUUGCAUCAAUACAUUUUAGUAUUUUUUACUGUUUAAUGUGUUACAUGUAUGUGAAAGGCAAACACAUUUUAUUUACACUUAUUCAUUUACAUUACAUUUAUAGUAUAUUAUUCUGAAAUGUUUAUUAUUUGCAGCAUUUGUUGCACGUUUAAAUAAGGAGACGGUAGUCCACUUCUGUGACAACAUAUUUUUUAGGGUUUUUCCCUGUAAAUAAACACAAGUUUUACUUUGUAUUUAAUCUUGUCGCAUCGAGAUUCCUUUAUGUUUUUAAGCCACCUAUCCCACACAUUACUCUUUAUGAUUUAUAUCCUUUCUAACAUAACCCAUAAAUAAUGAUAUCGAGGUUACUGGGUGGUGCUUCUUGGUUAUUUAUUUUAUGCCACUCUCUUUAUAUUUUAUAUUAGUAUAGACAUAUAGCAAUAGACCACAUUCAUGAAGUAUUUACAUUUGUUUUUAUAUUUUCGUAUAUUUUCAAAUAUAAUAUUAGAUGGCAGAGUUUAAGAUGAAAAUCUCUUGGGGUCCAAUUCCCUCUACAUGUUGAACCACCCACAAACAGCACAACCAGCCUUGCAAGUUAUUUGCCAUAAGGCAAUGCAUCCAGAUUGAUUAACAUGCUGUUCUUGCAGUUUGAGGCUCAACAACAAUUUCUUUAGACAGUUUGUGUUUCAAGAAACUACAUUUUAAGAUUUAUAACGUGCAGAUGAACUCAGCAGGGGCAACAUUUCAGAUAUCAAUGGCGGGGGGGGAGGACUUUAAUAUUAAAAGUUGAAUGUGUAUUUGCUGGUGCACUGAUGAGUCCUGCUAGUUGUACUACUUUGAGCUGUGUGUGCAUCUUUUUACAUUGCUUUUGAACACAAACGAUAAUAGACCAAUCACCGCUGACUGUCACAACAGGAGCAGGAUAUUUGAUAAAUCGCACGGUUGCAAUCUCACACAUGUUGGUUACUAGUUGGAAUGCAUUAGAAGCUUGUAUAGAGUAGAACGGUUAUUGAAAAUGUCACAAAAAAGAAUAUCAGAUUUGUUUGAAAAACUCUCAGCGGUACCACAUGUUAAAAUCAGCUCGUCACAAAUGCUGCUAACUGAGGGUGCUGCUUUGUGGAGCAUUACUAAAAACACACAGUGACAUUCUGGACGUGUUAGAUCUCCAGGCCCUCGUGAAAAAAGUUAUCAACAUGACACCGUUCAACCUUGGAGCCUUCUGACUGUCUACAACUACUGAAAAUUAAAUACAACUGUUCGGCCUGUUUUUUAAAUUGCAGUAUUUAAGUGGAUCGUAACAGUAUACGCUACUUUUUGAUUUGUUUGCUCUACAUGUUUCAUGGUAAGCAUGUUGUAAACAUUGCAGCAAGGACUGUGGUUAAAGAUGUUUUUACUUAAAUAGAUAAACAGGUGUUGAUGCUGCUUCGUUUUAUUAAUGUGUUUUAACAUAAUAGCAACCGAAUAAACUAGAGCAUGCAAGCCUUUUCCUGCUGGUGAUAGGUGGAAGCUUCAUUAGUGGAUUGUGGGAUUAGGAGCCACGGGCUAUUGCUCCCAAUGCCCUGUCUAAAUGGUGCUCUUGAAACUCAGAAAGAAGUGAAGGCGAUUAUGGUUAAUGGCCAUGAUUGUUCAGUUUGCUCUUUUUUUGGGUUUGUUUGUUUGUUUUAACAGACCGAAGCAGAAGUGCUCAUUUAUUUACUAGUACUGUUUUUUCCCUGACAUUUUUAGACAUUCAAUAAUUCAUUUUACAACAGAACUGAAAAAUAUUUUCAUUUAUGUUUACCUCGUUUUAUACUUUUGUACCAUUUUAGGCCACAACAGUUGCUAAUUGUUUAAAUAUAGAUUUAGCAUAUUGAUGCAUGUUUGUUCCAAGGCUAGUUUGUUACAACGGGGCAAAGCCUUUUACUCAAAAGAGUAAAUUACUUCAGGAGAAAAACAUAUUUCUCAUUAUAUCUAAUUGUGUAACCUGGUUUGUAGUCAUUUUGACUGUGGAGUAAUUUCUGAGUUAUAUAAUGAAAACUGUGUGAUACCAUUUUUAUCGAAUUCUGUAUAUAUGUGGGGGGAGAAAUUACAACCAUUUUAUCACAAAUAAAUAUGUUUUUCAACUUUA